GUUCUAAAUGAUAGUUUGAAUUAAAUAGUUUUUAUAAUGCUAUUAAACUGUCACUCUUUAAAUAACUAUGCGAUUGUUUAGAUGGCUAUGAAGUUUUCAAAUAGUUAUGAUUGCUUAAAUAGCUGUAGCAGUCUUUAAAUAGUGGUGCAAUCCAUUAAAUAGCUGUAGGAUUGAUUAAAUAGCUAUGGUAGUCUUUACAUAGUUCUGCAAUUCAUUAAAUAGCUAUGAAGCAUGCUUUAAAUAGAAGAAUGUAUAAUUAAAAAGUAUCUGUUUUGAGAAGCUACGAAAAAAACAAUUGUUUUGAUUUUAUUUAGCUGCUAAUCAAUACACAUUAGGUCAUUUAUUAUUAAAUGGUUAUUCAAGCAAAGAUAUUAUUGCAUCAUGGUGUCCUGGUAUUACGCUUGCACAUUUAAUUGUUGAUGAUUCAAAAUGUAAAGAGACAAUAUUUAAAGUUGUAUUACCAGUUGAUUCAUCACAAACAGGUGUUAAAACAUUAAUCGAAAUAUCAAUGGAUAUAUUACAAAAUUCUUUAUCUUCAUUGCAUACUCGUGUUGUUGUACUGAUUUUCCUGUCUUCAUUGUUGUCAAAUUCUUCAUCAGCAGUUCAAGCAUUACUUUCCGUUCAAAAUGGUGUUUCCUAUAUUAUUGCACAUUAA
Messenger RNA from Rotaria sp. Silwood2, 655 nucleotides. NCBI's taxonomy places the organism in Eukaryota, Metazoa, Rotifera, Eurotatoria, Philodinida, Philodinidae. The record is from the annotation of a GenBank genome assembly.